Orbicella faveolata is the source of this 4898-nucleotide messenger RNA. RefSeq lists its product as uncharacterized. Gene Ontology annotation, biological process: regulation of DNA-templated transcription. Gene Ontology annotation, cellular component: Set3 complex; Rpd3L-Expanded complex. The record is from RefSeq and is a predicted model, not a curated record. Lineage: Eukaryota; Metazoa; Cnidaria; Anthozoa; Scleractinia; Merulinidae.
GAAAUUUGUCUUCUUUCGUAAGCAGCAAGAGCAACUGCAAAUGGCGUUGAGUGAGUUGUAUUUUUUGUAAAAAUACUUUACCAAACGGUGUUAUAUCAGGACAUUUUGAAAGAGCAGACGCCCUCUUGCAAGUUUAGGGUGUCUUCAGUGUGUUGGAGUGAGCGUCAGUGAAAUUUUGGUUUUGGAAAUUUGAAGUUACUUUACAUCAGUGAAAGUGGCACGAGUUAGAUGACUGUGGUGCUUGACCAACCCUCAACGGACGCUGUUAGGUUUGGUUGCUUUGUCGAGCACAAUAGUGGACCAUGGCUUCGUAUUUAAUGGCAGUUAAGCUUCCAUCCCCUGAUGAAUCAUGCAGAUAAAAAGUAAUGAGUGUCAACCUCCUGUUAGAAACAGCACCCUCAGGCCUUUCAAAGCCCAUGACUGCUGGAUCUGACCCUCAGCCUGCUGAGUCUAGCACAGCACCAAAAAUGCCAAGUAUUGCCUCCAUUCGCCACAUACCCCAUAUCUUGGAUCAUAACUAUGGACAGCCUCCUCCCAUGACGCCUCCUGAUUCUAACAGUCCAGGGCCUGAAGAUGUUGAUACAGGGAAUGAGGAUGAUGAAGAUGAUGGUGUUACGAGGUGUAUUUGUGAGUUUGAUCAUGAUGAUGGCUACAUGAUUUGUUGCGACAAGUGCAGUGUGUGGCAGCACAUAGAGUGUAUGGGAAUCAGCUCUGAUGCCGUGCCUGAAAACUACCUUUGUGAUCAGUGUCAACCGAGAACAUUGGACAGAGAAAGGGCCAGGGCAAUUCAAGAGCGGAAAAGAGAGGAGCAAAGUGAUGAUGAUGACGAUGAUGAUAGUGAAGAAGACAGGGACACGCCAUCUUACACUGCCAUUUCUAAUACACCAACAAGGAUCACGCUAACAGCUAAAGUUAGCCAAAAGCGAAAACGGGGCCCUAACAAGAUCAAGGUUAAAGAUAAAGAUAUUCUUCAUGCUAGUGAAAAUCACGAUAAGGAGAAGAAACCCAAGAGAAGGCGGAGACAGAAGCAAAAGCCUGCCCCUGGAUUUGUUCCUGUUGAUGAGGAAACUAACGAGGCAUGGGACAACACAUGCAAUUCUUUUGAUAAUUACGAGGAGUUGAAAGAAAAUAUUUACAGCAAGGAGCUGGAACAACUAGCUCUAAACUCAAUACAGGAAAAUGGAUUCUUGCCAUCUGUUGCCAGUGAUGAUCAGCUAUGCAAAGUUGUAGAAGUGCAGCAAUGUAGAAAGGGUAUCGUUGCCACAGAAGACAUGGACAAAGACAAGUUCAUUGUUCAGUGCAAGGGAAAACUCAUGCUCCUCUCCAAGUUUGAAUCAGAAAAUCCAUUUUUCAAAAGGUGCAGUCCAUACGUCUUCUAUUAUUCAAAACUUGACCACUUACAGUUGUGUGUGGAUGCAAGAACUCAUGGUAAUGAUGCAAGGUUUGCCAGAAGGUCCUGCUCUCCCAACUCAGUGGUCCGGCACUUCAUGCUCAGUGGGAGAGUCUGUUUAGGGAUCUUCUCGUCAAGUCCCUUACCAAAAGGGGCCGAAAUCACAAUCCCAUUUGAGUUCCAGUUUGAAGAGUACAAUAGCUACCUGGACUGUGCUUGUGCUCAAGACAUGUGUGGCGUGAUGAAGUACAACCUUAAAUUCCAGAAUCAAAAUCAUGAUAACCACACACAAAAAAAAUUUAAGGCACAUGACGAGGAUAGCAACUCCGGCCCACAUCAAAAGAUGUCCCCCCUCAGAGUGUCACUGGGUAAUAGUCAGAGCUUGCAGGGUGACAGCGACUCUGACAUAGAAAACAACCCUGAGAAGCGAGGCAAGAAGAGCAGAGAGGAAAGAAAGCUGGAGGCAUACCUGAGGCAAAUUAAAGAAAUGGAAAAGAAAGAAAAACGGAAACAGCAAACCCAGAAAGAACACAAACAUGAGCUGAUUAGCCCAGUCAACCAAGAUGUGACGUUUAACAAGCUCAGUAAGAAUAUUAAGGGGAUAAAGAGGGCCUUGAGUAAGAGACGAACAGGAGCACCAGGCUUUAAAAGAAAGCGAGCCAGGCUGUCAAGUUGUUCUUCAGAACCUUUGUCUCCAGAUGAUCACAGCAGCAAUGCCACUACUCCCACGACGCCAAAGGUGACAUCUGCGUCGUCAUUACCAGAACAGGAACCUAGCACUGUGACUCCAUCCACUUCACCUAACAGAAGCUUUAGGUUUCCUAAGGAUACUAAGCAGAGUGGAGAAGAAGAGGUGAAAGAAACUCCCACCAAAGACACCACAGUGUCUGUAAAGACAGAGCUAGCAGAUCACAGUGAAGCCUCUACUCCUAACUCCCCCAUUACACCAAGAGAGGAGAGUGAACCAAAGCUUGUACUCAGCACUGCCAGUAGCACAACUGAACAAGAUAUUCUACCAGACAGUGCAAAUACUCUUUCAGAAAAUGUGUUGCCUGCUCCUGCUGAUACUGAGUGCUCACCAAGUACAGUGGAUAGUAGUGUGUUAGGCAAGGACUUGAAUAAUUCACUUGCAGAAUGUCUUGUUGAGAUAAAUGUGGCUGUCGGCAGUGGCAGAAAUACUCCAAGUCCAUGUCCGUCAACUUCAGGCUCCCCAACUAGUGCAGAGAGUGUAACAAGUGGUUACAGUGGCUCUGCUACUGAGCGAACAAGCCCAGGACCUGCGCCUGGAAGUCCUGUGGCAUCUGUGAAGUUUGGCCACCGAGUUACAAGAUCCAGCCCUUUGUAUGGAUCACUAAAGAAGAGGUGGUUAUUUCAAUACCUUUAUGGUCAGAACAUGGUCAAUGAAAGGCCUCCAAAUGGUUUCAAACUCAAUGUUGGCAGUGCUGUGAGUGGGCUGGUAAAUGGUAAAACAAUUCCGUCUUCGCUGAGGAGAAAUGGUCUCCCUAAAAUUAUAGAUCCAUUGCCCCUCAAGAAACGACAUUUAAGAAGGUACCAAAAGAUGGCGUCUGAAUCAGAGCAAUCUGCUAAUUUGACAUCACAAACUAUAUCUGGCGAGGCGCUGUGCGAGGAACCACUUAUUGUAAGCUCACCUGUUGCACUGGAACAGCAAGUGCAGAUUGUAUUAGCGGACAGUGUGAACGACUUACAACCUCAUAAAGAAGAACCUAUCACAAACAAUGAACGAAUUUCUUUGAGGGAACAAACACUUUUGAAAGUUAACACUUCUAUUGCAUCAAGCUCAAUAGAGACUAAAAAUUCAACAGUCACUUCACAGAAUUGUGCUAUCACAGUGACAACUAGUGACUCUGGAAUUUUGCAGAGAAGACCCAGUGAUCCAAGACUUGUAAAUAACUCGCCCGUUACUAGCACAAAUCCUGUUUUGUCCCCUGGUUAUGGUGUUCCUUUGGUGACAAGUUCUGUGUCACCUGUAGCUGUGGUGACGCCCAUCGCUGGGCAGUCUGUGGUGCAGUUUUCUCAGAGUAAUGACUCGUCUGGAACACCGGGAAAGAAAAAGGUGUCCUUGUUAGAAUAUCGCAACCGAUCUCGUAACAGACUGUCAGUGGACUUGCCGCCAAGAACGUUCCCGCAACAUACAGCUGUUGUGACGCCUCCGUCGAACUCUUCAUCUGCAUCAAGCUUCUCGUCGUCGGUUAUAAAAUCGUCAUCUCUAAGCGCAUCACUUCCGAAUCUCAGUGCAUCCUCUACGACGCCAUCGCUUGUUCAUCGACCAGUUGUCAGCGGUGGGGACAUAAAUGGACCUCAUUUGGAACCUGUCAGUCCGGAUUCAGAGGACAAAUCAUCUGUUCUCUUGCGUCGGCUGACAAAAGCUCCUAGCAGUGCGUAUGACAGAGGUAGUUCCUCUUCAAGAGAAGGAAAAGGCUUCAUGUACGGUGACGGGGAUUCACGCCUCAAGAGAGAAAUUCAAAAGAAACAUGAAGAGCUGACAAAAAAAGAGGAAAGUCUGGCCAAGGCCAAUGAAAAGCUGUCAUCAUUCUUUGCCGUGCACCUGCAAAAAGAUUCGAAGCCCUCAACAGUGGUUGGCAGAUCUCCAAGCAACAGUACCAGCAGCAACGAGUCUUCCAAUACGCCUGCGGAAAUAACUGGUGAUGCUAUGGAAAUUGAGGACGAGGAUAGUAAUUCGAACUCCAACAUCUACAUAAACACUCCGAUGGCAGUUGCUUCCUCGCACACACACUCCACACAUAUUCCACAUCGUCCCUCGCUUCUCUCACAGUUUCCUCAAGCGAGUUACAGAAUAAGUCAUUCACAUCCAACUCACUACAUAGCAACGGCCGCGCCCCAGCUUCCCUCUCCGUCACAGCCACCGCCGCGGAUACCAAACAGUUCGCCUCAAUACUUGGUAACUAGUCCUUCUGCUCCAGCGCAUGUCCGUUUUCAAUCGCCGUACCAAGCCGCUCCAUCACAGACGGCUGGGUUCUACCACCAUUGACCUGGGCUCUAGUGUCCUGUCUCCCUCCGACUUAAGAGAAUAUUGUAGUUAAGAUGCACUUCUGUAGUAAUGUAUUAAUUUGAAAGGUCUGGCUAUUGUAAAUUUUCCUGUUAGUGUUGUGUAGAGCCAAGCUCUUGUCUGCAAGGUUAGCGUGACUGUUGGUUUUGGCUUUGUGCGAGAGAAAAAAAAUAACGCAGAGAGCUUGUUAUAUAAAUUGUAGUUAAAGUGGUGAUUUGUGGUGAGAUUUUCAGCGAGUGGUCAGCAUAUUGCGAUUCGUUCAAGUUCCCGCAAUUCUCGAUAUCAGGAGAAUCCGCAGAGUUCAUGUUAAGUUUUACGACCCAUUGUGACCGUUGGCUUGUGGUGUAAGACCACAGCAGUUGUUUUACAUACUUACGUACAUUAUCAUGUAUUAUAGCCCUCCCCAUAUCUUAAACUGUUAUUUUAGAUGGGAACCAAGACUGUUAAAUAAAGAAAUGUAUGGCUAAUGCCUUUUCGUAA